This is a messenger RNA of Linnemannia hyalina, 3540 nucleotides long. The record is from the annotation of a GenBank genome assembly. Lineage: Eukaryota; Fungi; Mortierellomycota; Mortierellomycetes; Mortierellales; Mortierellaceae.
AUGAGCCCAACACUCCCUCCAGAGAUCCAGAUCAUGGUCGCACAGAAUCUCAAACACCAAGACCUCUCCCGUGCCGUCCUGCUCAGCAAAGCUUGGUACUCGAACUGCAACCCUCUACUCUACCACACUGUUCGUCUGUCAACACCCUUACAACGCCAACGGUUUCUGAGCCUUUUCGUAUCCAAGGAUCGCAUUACUCGACAUGCGCCCCAUAUCAAGUACCUGAUGACACGGCAUCUUGAAAUCCUUCAACCGUUGAUGCGACUCGACAACACUUCAGGACUCUCGCUCGUCGGGCUAGAAGUCCUAGCUUUUCGAGCUCUUCACAGCCUCACCUCGGAAGAAGACGACCUCCUGCUUGCAUUUCUCAAGAAGAACCCUCAACUGCUUCAUUUAACUAUCAGGAGGGUCUCGGAGAACGCAGAAGCUUAUCUGUCAACCAUCGCCAAAUAUCUACCCAACCUGCGCACGCUCAGCAUCUUUGACGUCCUGGGUCUCAGUCCUCCGCUUGUGCUCAGGGACGCGGCUGUUCGGUUUCUGGAUACUUGCUCAGCGGAUCUGGAACAACUUGUGCUGGCGUGGGAGACUCUUUCUUACGACGAAGUCGGAAUUGGUUACCACGGCGGCGAUGAUGGUGACGAGGCGCAGGAUUCACUGAAGACGAAAACACAUCCGGCGCUUAGAUUUCUCUCGGCGAGAGUCAAUUCGAACUCUGUUCUUGCUUCGUUUGUUGAGGGCUCUCCUGGACUCGAGGCCGUCAUUCACCCAGAGUUCCAAAGCAGGCUGGUCAAUACUCCUUUCCAACACAGUUCGCCAUUCCACCUGGCCCUUCAGAAGAUCACUGGUGUGCGAUACAUGGAACGUUCUGUGCCCGCUACGAUCUCUGACGACCGUACCAUUGCUAGUUUGAUAUCGGCCAUUAACAACUCGCAGGACGGUGUUCAGCAGCAGUGGCGCACGAUAGGGAUCGAAGGCGUCGUAUAUGGAGGUGGAGGUCUUGACGAGACUGUCAAAGCCAUUGUCAACAACUGUGCGCAUGGAUUGGUACAUCUUCACAUUCCGCAGGGAUGGCAGCUGAUGAGUCGAGACCUUCAUUCUAUUCUUUGCUCCGCGACGGACUUGCGGGUCUUUAACGUGGUUCAUUUACCUAGGAUGAGCGCUACGUAUGUGAUAUCGUCGCCUUGGGGUUGUCGCUGGUUGACCAAGCUGUCGGUUCAGAUUAUCAACAUCCCUCGACCGGAUAUUCUCAUUGACAGGAAAGGGCGUUUCCGUUCUCGGGGUGAGAGAGCAGCGGAGGGGACUUUAGAAGCGAGUCGUGCGAUGCAGCGGAAGGUCUAUCGGCAACUCGGGGCAUUGACGUGUCUCGAGUUUCUAGCCUUGGGGCUGGAUAUCGAGAAUGGGUCAAGGGAGGAACUUGUGGAUGAUGUUGAUGGAACGAUAUACGACCCCCAGUUUCAGUUGAAUUGUUUAGAGAUGUCGUUGGCGAGUGGGCUGGAGUUAUUGGGUGGACUAUCGAAGCUGAGGUAUUUGAGGGUUGUGGGGAUGGAGCAUAGGAUUGGUGUCCCUGAGCUGCAGUGGAUGAUGGUGCAUUUCCCUCGACUGGAGCUGUUGAAGGGUGUUGAUCCUGAGCUCACAAAAGCAUUCACAAUGGAUUCAGACCUCCCGCCAGAGAUUUGCACACUCCUGGCCACCCGACUCGGACACCAGAGUCUGGGCAGAAUCACCCUCCUCAAUAAGGCCUGCAACAAAACCUGGACCCCUUUCCUCUACAACCACCUUCGCAUCAUCACCCCUCUCCAACGAAGUCGAAUCAUGACCGCAAAGUUCCUCAAUGCUCUCUCUCGCAAUGCUCGAUUUAUCAAAACCAUUCAAACCCGCUACCCUCUUACCCUCGUCCCAUUUGCAGACAAGGACGAGGUGCCCACUUUACAACUGCGCACUCUCGAUAUCUUGACAGACGCUCGGGCAGAGACGUUGACUCAGGAGGAGGAUCUAGCGAUUGUGAGGAUUUUGGAGAGGAAUCCGGGGCUGCUGCAUUUAAAUAUCCGCAGAGCGCCUAUUUACCCGGUCAGGAUCCUGAUGACGAUCGUGAGGUACCAGGUGGCCCUGCGGUCGUUGAGUCUUUUCAAUGUGACAGAGUAUGAGAAAAUCCCGCAGGGGACUGUUGAACUCGCCAAGGUGUUUCUGGAUCAGUGCUCGGCGGAACUGGAGACCCUUAUCCUGGCACUCUUCAUCGACGGGUUACAGCUCAGCCACGACCCGUUGCGACAUGGAGGCCCACUUUCGAUCGCGGGGGAAAUCCCGACGACGUGCAAGAAGCAUCCGAAGCUUAGGAUUUUUACAUUGGUGGGUCUUCAGGACGGGUCAGAGUUGGAGUGGGAUGUGUUGAAGACGUUCCUCCCCGGUUGCACGUCGCUUCAGAUUCUAGAUAGUGCGAGGCCACAACUCUCGGAUGGGAUCAUUGGUUGGGUGACCGACGGUGGCGAUGUCGGGGAUGCUCUGGGACAGGUCAAGGGUGUCUGGCCUCAACCUCUCUUCGCCAACAGCAAUCGUCCAAAAUACAACGAGGACCAGGUGAUCUCGACGACGGUCGCCAACAUCGUCAAGGAGACAGGUCAGUUUCGACCGGUCUGGCAUACCAUCACUCUCCACUGCCGCUUUGCCCUCGAAUUGACCCAGACUGCCCAGGCGAUCGCCCGAGUCUGCACAACGGAUUUAGUCCGCCUCAACGUCGGCGGCGCUUCACAGUUCGGAAGCAAGGGAAUGCAGGCCGUCCUUACCAGCUGCCAGGACCUACGCCAGUUCGACUCGUUCGAUCACGACAGGACGAACAACUAUCUCUACACAUUUUACCCAUCGAUCUCAGCCAAGGAUAUGAUCAGCCGCCCUUGGGUCUGCCGCUGGUUGACGCUCUUGCAUCUCGAGAUUUUGGAUAUCCCAAGACCCGACAUCACUGUUGACGGCAGCGGCGAUCCACUCGAACUUUUUGGGGAAGAGGAAAAUGCGACCAAGGAGGAGAGCCACGAGAUCCAGAGGAAGGUCUAUAGUCAGCUUGGAGCCCUGUCGUGUCUUGAAGAACUGUACCUGGGCCAUCGACAACAUGCAAUGACGAACUUGGCCCUCCAGCAGGAGGUCGAGGGCAGUGAUUACGACUAUGAGGACGAGGAGGAUGAAGAAGACACGGUUGGCACAAGCCAAUUUCAGAUGAACUGCCUUGAGUUUUCCCUCGAGAGCGGCUUGCACCUCUUGGCAGGUCUAAAGGAGCUCCGGAUCUUGGAUGUCACCUUUACUUGCCACCGGAUCGGUGUACCAGAGUUGGAAUGGAUGGAAAUCAACUUCCCAAACCUCGCCUCACUCCGCGGUCUAGACCCCGUACGCUCAAUGGAGAACGAUGUGCAAUGCAAGUCUGUGUUGAAGACACUCGGGUUCUUUGGUCCCGAAGCGCUGACAUGGGCACGAACCCACAAGAUCGAAUGGCUCCCUAAAGAAGACCGGACGGACCAAGAGUGGCGGUGGGUUGGUGAACAGGAAAGCGAUUAG